CUGCUGCUCAGCAGCACCCUCCUUUAUGAGUUGCUAUUGAAAACCAAUAUUUUUUUCACUUUUUUUUUUUUUUUCUGGUAUCAAGAAGGGUCCAGCUGGCGCCUGGCAGGGUCUGCUGCCAUGCACGGGCACGCGGCACGGCCCCGGCAGGGGUGACUAAGUAGUACAAGUGUUGCAGGAGCCUGGUGGCUCGUUAAGGGCCGGGGGAGGCGAAGGAGCCGCGAGGGGCCGGGAGGAGGCCGGGCCGGGGAGGGGCCACGGGGGUCUGAACUCAAUUUUGAUAGACUACAGUGUUGCCAAACUUCCAAGACUUCACCUGAACAAUGCACAGAAGGGGCCAUGCCGCCACGGCCGUGCACUCAUUGCUAGCCGAGCAAGUGUUACGUGUCGUCCCGUUAGGGCAGCAGGGCGGUGCAGGCGAGGGGCGGGCCGGGGCCAGGCCGGGGCCGGGCGACGCGGCACACCGUCCCAAGAUGGCUUUCCUGUGUCCAGUCAGAAUCCGACGGAACAAGAAAAAGAAAGCCUCACCCCACCUCGCCUCACCAGGGUCUGGCGGCUAUGUCUCUGAGGGUGAAGAGAAGGUGGUCCGUGCACCAGGCCUGGGCCGCAUCACUGGCUCAGCCUCCAUCGAAACACUGGUGAGGGUCGGCCUUGAGAAGGAGGCGGGGCUCUCACCGGACAGCAAGAUGGUUGUGUUGCAUGACUUCACGCCAUGUGUGGACGAUGAGCUGGAAGUUAAGAGAGGCAGUGUGGUCAACGUAUUAUACCAGGAGAAUGACUGGGUGUAUGUGAUAGCAGAGCACGGCCAGCAGGAAGGCUUCAUCCCACACUCCUAUUGUGCACCAUAUGGCUCACAGCUUGGAGAACUCACCAUAAACCAUAAAAAGAUGCCACGAGAUCACAGCUCCCUAGAGGGUGGUGGCGGCGGCCUGGACACAGACCACAACACAACCAUCGGCACCAUUAACUCUGGCGGCACAGACAACCCGGGUCUGGUCGGCUCCGAUUCUGAAAGCUACGGUGGCAAAGUGAUCAGUGGGCCACCUAACCGAACCUCCGACUCCUCCAUCCAGAGUGGAUCGGCCACCCCAGACAUCCACCCAUUCUUCAAGGACCCAGCCGGGCGGUACAUUGUUCUCUACACGUUUAUCGCGCGUGACGAGAAUGACGUGAGUGUUGAGCGCGGGGAGUUUGUUACGGUGCUGAACAGAGACGACCCGGACUGGUACUGGGUGCUGCGCUCAGACGGCCAGGAGGGGUUCGUGCCAUCAGGCUUUGUGUACCCAGCUGACGUCAUACAGGACCAUCUGGAGGGUGGUGGUGGUGGUGGCGGUGGGGGCGGGGUUAUGGUGCACGGUGGCCUGGGGUCUGUGGCGGUGGGCUAUGGGCCCGGCCAGCACCACCUGGUCCCAGGAAACAGUGAUGACCUGCGCUUCCAUGGCUCAGAACUAGUCAUGCUUUACGACUACAAAGCACAGGCACCGGAUGACCUGUCUGUGCGGCGUGGGGACUGGAUCUACGCUGACCUGAACAACCAGACGGUGGACGGGUGGCUUUGGGCAUACGCACCCAAGACCAGGAAGUACGGCUUUAUCCCCAGGGCGUAUGCCAGGCCCCCCGCCAUGACCUCCCUAUAGUGUGUAUGUGUGUGUGUGUGUGUGUGUGUGUGUGUGUGUGUGUGAUCUUGGGACGUUGGAAGUAAUAUGUUGUGGUUGUUUUGUUGUUUUUAUUUUUGAUGUUACUGUUGUUUGUUGAUGGUCUUUGUCUUUCUGUCUAGUUUGGUUUGUGUUUGUCUAUCUGUUUGCCUGUCUUUCUAUAUGUUUGACACACACUCUCUCUCUCUCUCUCUCUCUCUCUCUCUCUCUCUCUCUCUCUCUCUCUCUCUCUCUCUCUCUCUCUCUCUCUCUCUCUCUCUCUCUCUCCCCCCCCCCCCAUGUCAGUCACUUGUUCUUUCUCUUCACUAUAGCAUUCAAAGAUAAUCUUUCAAGAUGAUAAGAUCUUCAUUAGUGUGCAUGUGUGUGUGUGUGUGUGUGUGUGUACAUUCUUGCACACUUUGAAAUCACAUUUUGGAGUGGAAGUGUCAAGGGUUAACUAGUAAUUUUAUAUAGAAAUUUAUUUAUACUAGUAUGUAUUUCUCUCUCUCUCUCUCUCUCUCUCUCUCUCUCUCUCUCUCUCUCUCUCUCUCUCUCUCUCUCUCUCGUGUAAUUGGCGGUUUACUUAGUAACCUUGCCCUUUCCAUUUUUGUACCUCAGACAUGACAUACAUGACCUUGCUGUGACGUCAUCACUCAUCAAGCAUCACCCUCAUCAGCUCGCAUGCAACUUCAUUUCACAUACUCAUGCAACUUUUGUCUCAUUAUGAUUAUGUAACUCAUCCAUCCUCAUCUUAUUUGUUCAUUUGUUGUUACAUUUACUUCCAUUUGGUUUCAUUUCACCUGUUUUACUUCAUGCACUCAUUUAACCUUACUUCAUUUAAUUACUUUCAUCUGACCCUUGUAUCAUGAACGAUCAUUGACUGUUUUCGCCAUCCUGACCUCCAUUCGUGACCCUGACCACCUUCUCUUUUAUUGUAGUUGGAACAUUCCAUGUGCUAAUGUUGUACACAACUUGUGCCAAAUGUUAAGUCAGACAUCAACCUUUGUAUCAUAAUUUGUGUUUUCUGUAUUAUAAACCUGAUUUUUGUA
Molecule: messenger RNA, 2683 nt
Organism: Eriocheir sinensis (Chinese mitten crab)
Lineage: Eukaryota; Metazoa; Arthropoda; Malacostraca; Decapoda; Varunidae
Gene: Dlish
Product: SH3 domain-containing protein Dlish-like
Exons: 8
Coding region: 324-1637 (437 amino acids)
Molecular function (GO): protein binding
Source: RefSeq, a predicted model, not a curated record